Acanthoscelides obtectus is the source of this 1075-nucleotide messenger RNA. The record is from the annotation of a GenBank genome assembly. NCBI's taxonomy places the organism in Eukaryota, Metazoa, Arthropoda, Insecta, Coleoptera, Chrysomelidae.
AGUUAGCUGCGAAUAUCAACUCACUUUAUUAAAAUACAUAAUAUAAGCUACACAUUACCGAGCAAAAAUGAACAUAUCCUCGUAAAUUUCUGAGAAAGAAUCCAUGUUUUCGUGCAAAACCAAAUAAAUCCGUUUAGUUUACUUCAAAAGCGAAUAAAUCCAUAUAAUAUGGGGUUGAGUAGUAAACUGUUUCUAUUUAGGCCACUAGCUGUUAGAUGGCAAUAUAUGUUCUCCAGGGGAAUUAAAAUACCCCUAGUUGUCGAUCUUGUUGUAUCCUGUCCAACAUUGCAUCAGCUCUUUGGACGUAGAGUAAACGUUUAAAGAGAGAAAUAUGGAAGAAGUUCUAGGACACGCAUCAGCCGUGAGUGAUAUCAAUGAUGGGAGCAGAAUAAGAAAAAGAGCUAAUAAAAAGUCAAUAUGGAAACGUGGAAGCGAUAUACCUGAUGUAGAUGCACAAGACAACACAUUUCAACUAAUAAUACGACACGAAGACGUAGUAAAGAUUAAUGAAAGUAUCAUAACUAUAAGUGCCAAUGAAAAAAUACCAAUAGAGAUAGAGGCGAUAGGAGCAGGGCAUGCUGAAGUAUUCGCUAAUUCAUCUAGUACGAUCAUACGGGUCGAAGAUGUUUUCAUUAAAGUGACAGUCUUCAAAAUACUGGAGUUAGACACUCUUUCAUUAGGAGUUGGAUGGAUAUACUUUCUUGCGUGGUCGAUAUCGUUUUACCCACAAAUAUAUUACAACUGGAAACGACGAAGGUGAGCUCACUUAGCCUAAUGAUCAGAUAUGGCUUGUGACAUCAUAGGACAGCCUUACCGUUUGUAAAAUCAUAAAUGGAACUACCGUAUUAAUACUAAUACUAAUACCGUGACAGGGGGCAGUUAAAAAAACGAAAAAUCUGUUGGGUCAUUCUUAUUUUCAGGCAAUACUGCUGCAUACCAUUUCUAUUCUUCUAUUCAACUAUUUAUACUUCUAAACAUACUGUUCUUGGCUACUUAUUUUAUAAUUUAUUAUAAUCUAUUUUAUUCUAACUUAGUUAUGUAUAUUUUUCUUUUGCUAAUGUAAAAGUGACCUUUU